UGUACUGCGCAGGGGAUUUAUACCGCAUAUCUUCAAGCAACGUCCGAAGAAACUCUAAACCGUCACUAUGGUUGUGUGGACAGAUGCCGAGCGGAGCGCCAUCACUGGCCUGUGGGGAAAGAUCAGUGUCGAUGAAAUCGGACCUCAGGCUCUUUCCAGACUUCUGGUCGUCGCUCCAUGGACCCAGAGGCACUUCGCUUCCUUUGGUAACCUGUCCAGCCCCGCUGCCAUCCAGGGAAACCCCAAAGUGGCUCAACAUGGCAAGGUGGUUAUGGGUGGACUGGAGAGAGCAAUCAAGAACUUGGACAAUGUCAAGGCUGCCUAUGCUAGUCUGAGUGUGAUGCACUCUGAGAAAAUUCACGUGGAUCCCGACAACUUCAGACUUCUCGGAGACUGCAUCACCGUUUGCGUGGCCAUGAAGUUCGGACCCUCCGUCUUCACCCCUGAUAUGCAGGAAGCCUGGCAGAAGUUCUUGGCUGUCGUUGCGUCUGCUCUGAGCAAACAGUACCACUAGUGUCAUCGUCAAUAAAAAUGGAAAGCAGUUUUAGGUUAACUUAAUAAUGUCUAAAACUGUUGACCAAAGAGAUUGUCCUGACAAAUAAAUAAAACAUCUUAAAUGCACAA
Astyanax mexicanus (Mexican tetra) is the source of this 624-nucleotide messenger RNA. Its product is annotated as hemoglobin subunit beta-1. The transcript is spliced from 3 exons. The record is from RefSeq and is a predicted model, not a curated record. Gene Ontology annotation, cellular component: hemoglobin complex; blood microparticle; haptoglobin-hemoglobin complex. Gene Ontology annotation, molecular function: organic acid binding; peroxidase activity; oxygen carrier activity. Bases 68 to 514 code for a protein of 148 amino acids. NCBI's taxonomy places the organism in Eukaryota, Metazoa, Chordata, Actinopteri, Characiformes, Acestrorhamphidae. Gene Ontology annotation, biological process: oxygen transport; hydrogen peroxide catabolic process.